Molecule: messenger RNA, 591 nt
Organism: Cannabis sativa
Lineage: Eukaryota; Viridiplantae; Streptophyta; Magnoliopsida; Rosales; Cannabaceae
Product: arabinogalactan protein 41
Exons: 2
Coding region: 154-357 (67 amino acids)
Source: RefSeq, a predicted model, not a curated record
UGUUUCAUUUCAAAACCUGGUCAUUCCAAAAUCAUCAAUAGUAUUCAUAAAUUCCAUAAGCACCACACCCAUUUCACCCCAAAACUCUCUCUUCUCUCUCUCUCUUAUUCAAGGAUAAAUUUUGUAUAGACAAAAGAGAGAGAGAGAGAUACAAUGGCCUUUUCAAAUGCGUCAUUUGGGGUGGUGGUGGUGGCACUUGUUGCGCUCAUGUACGCCCUUGUUUUGCCCGAUGUAGCUCGCGCUGCGCCUCUUUCCGCUCCGGCUCCGGCCCCCACCAGCGAUGGCACGGCGAUAGACCAAGGGAUUGCAUACAUUCUAAUGUUGUUGGCAUUGGUGCUCACUUACCUCAUUCAUUAAACAUUAAUUAAUUAUUAUUUGAUAUCUUUAAUAAUUCCUACAAUCAAAUUCAAAUGUAUAUGAAAGAAAUUAAGGAGAUUGUGUAUGUGGAAUUAAUCAUGGCAAGGAAUGUUUAAUUUUUAUUUAUUGUGUAGGGAUUUUGUUUUGGACAGUUUUGUUCUCAUGUAUUGAAUUUAUUUCUCCAUUUGUAAUAAUUUAUUCCCUCAACUUUACAAAUUCAUGUCUUUUCCUCAA